UCAUAUCAUCUCGAUAUCGGACUUGAUUCAGCUGCAAGGUUUAUAGAUUUCUACCUUUUAUAUGUAUGAGGCCUUUGAGGGUCAAACAACACUUGACAGAGAACAGGACAGCGUGGACAUGAGCCUGAUCAGGACCUAGAUGGAACCUGUUUCUGAGAUGUCAGCAACCAUGGCAUCUGGAUAUAGCAGUGAGGAAACCCUGUCGGUACUGAGAUCGUGUGACUUGACAACUGCGAUUUCUCGGGGGACGGUGAGUGAAAAGAUGCUAGAGAGAUGUGCUCAAGAGGGUCGUAUUGAUGUCCGAAACAAGGAAGGACAAACACCGCUGAUGCUCGCAUGUUUGACAGGUCUUGAGGAUGUUGUCAAGUUCUUGUUGACAAAUGGUGCCAACCCCAACUCCAAUAGUUUAACGAAGGGUAAUACCCCUUUGCAUUUUGCAUGCAUGGUAGAAGACACAGUAAAAGAGGAGUGCUUAUCUGGAAGAUGCUAUAGACCAGAAAAAUGGACGACCACCAAGGUAUCUAUUGUGAAGCUUCUUCUGAAGUAUGGAGCAUCUGUUCAGAAGAACCUAGAUGGAUGGACUCCAGCAUGUGUAGCUGCAUUUUACAUGUUCAAGGACAUCGUUGACUUCUUGUUGUUGAUUGAUGAUGGUAGUCCUUUGGAGGACAAGAUCACAGCUUCUCAAAUACUUGGAGUUUCACAAGCUACUCUUGAAAUGCCUGCUCUCAAAGAUGCAUUUCACUCUUUCCGCAGAGCCUUAGAGUUACAAGAAGAUGCAGGAGUUAUCACAGGCCAAGCUGAAACUUCUGAACUUGCAUUGUGUUUCUCGAAGCUCUCUUUGACAGAAUUUCACACAUUGGAGGAAAUCAAGUCAGUUGAAUCGUCUGAAAGUGCUUUACAGGCCCAUGCAUUCUUGGUUGGUGAGAGACUAUUUCCCCCAAGUCUCAAGCAGAGAUACCUCUACCCAUCCCUUACACACUUUGCAAGAUUUUUAAUAUUCCAUGAAGGCAUGGUAGAAGCAGGCUUUCAAAUACUCUCUGUACCCUUGGUUUUGAAAGAAGAGAAGAAUUGCAGCUAGGAACUGUUCUAGGUCACAUAGCCGAUAGCUUUCAAGUCUACUCUGUGCAUUAUGGCAAAAAAGGACCACAACCUCUUGUUGGUCAACAUGCAAGAGAUCUGCUGUGUGCCUAUGAUUCAGUAGUUAAUAAUGUACAUAUUGAUAGUCUGUUGGGGGUGUGUCAUUCGCUUAUGGAAAGGUUUGGUGACAUACUUUUUGCUGCAGCUUUUUUUGCUUGAGUUUUGAUGACUUGAAAUCCACCUUGGAAGAUGUAGAGAAGUUACUGAGGUUCAUUCGAGGUAGGAUGUUUAGGGAAAGGCAAGAUGAGUAUCUCAAGAUGCCUUCUGUAGCACACAAAAUCAUGACUCUUCUGCUGGAACUCUUAGACAGCGGAAUAGAUAGAAGCCACCUUCUGAUGGUAAAGUUUGUGUUCCUCAGGGUUCUACUCUCCGACAAUGCCUCUUACCAGGAUGAGUCUAGUGGCAACACGCUGCUGCACAUGGUAGCGUACUCUACAUAUUCAGAAAGAUAUCUUGAAUGUAUUCAGGAUCUUGCCCUGGCCUUUUUACGUCACGGUUGUCCACUAGAUUCAGUGAAUGAAUCGGGCGAAACCGCCAGAGACCUUAUGCGAUUGCUGCAUGGUAGAUUUGGGAACCCAAACAUCUAUCUCAUUCAGACAUUGGUGAGUCCACCAACCUCAGUAUUACGUUUGGAGGAAGCAGCUGCCAGAGUAGUCCUCCGACACAAGAUCAACUACCAAGACGUCCUUCCUCCGAGGCUGCGUGAGCUGGUGGAUGGUGGAACUGCGGAAUUAGAGUUAGAAUUAUUGAAAUUAUUAAAAACAAAUGAAGACAGUAGUGAAGACAGUGGUGAAGACAAUGAGUGAUUUAUAACUUUGUGUGUUUUGCAAGGAUGCACUGAAGGCAAAAAGAGACAGAAACCUAGAUUGACUGAUGGAAUUAGAAAGUUAACAGAUCACUCGUCUCAGCUCAACGUAUCGCUUUAGACUGAACACUCUUGAGAACCAUCAUCAACAGGCCUGGUCACGAAAGGUCUUGCAGGGCUCGAAUUUGGCGGUGGCCCGGGGCCAAUGGCCACCUGAAAUGGCGUCGGGCCACCUGAAAUCACCGACUAGGUGGCCCGGGUGGCCACCAAAAAAAUUAAAUUAAAUUAAAAAAAUAAAAUAAUUUUUUUUUUUUUUUUAAUUUUUAAUUUUUUUUUUAAAUUUAUCGAUGUACUUGGGCCCCGAGGGUUCUAGACGACCUUUUAAACGCAUAUAACAAUGUCUAGAACCCUCUCAAAAAAUCUUGUCCCUAAUCAAACUCGGCUGAUUUUUUUUUUUUUUUUUUAACCACAAAUUUGCCGAUUUUUAAAUAUCCGGGCCACCUGAAAUUCCAUUUGGCCACCCAGAUCUCCUGCUCAAGUGGCCCUGCUGGCCACCUCGACAAAAAGUUAAGGGCAAGCCCUGUCUUGUAAUAUGGAUUUCAUGUCACGAGAAAUUAGAUGAGUAAUUUUUACAGAUUUUGUUAGUUACUCUCAGAUCAAGUUCUGCAUUUUGAACCAUUUGUGCCACUAUGCAAACUCCUUUACAUUUUGAUACUUUAUGUUUUAAUGUGCCUUCUAUUACAAAUUGGUUUCUUUUUACUUUACUACCUGAUAAGCCAAUGCUACAACUUGUUCAGUCAUUGACUCAGGGUUCAAUGAAAAUGCUGUGUAACAAUUGUUGUAAUUACACCAUAAAAUUGAUGUACAGUCCUGUGUACAUGUAGGUGCGGUUCUAAAAGAAUGUACCCCGGUAUUUGACCUUUUUGGGGGGGGAGGGGUGUCCUUCUUGGCUUUGAGGCACGUACAGAUUCAGGAUUUUGUAAAAGAGGGCACAAAGAGGUAACAUAAAAAUUAUUUGUGUUCCUUUUUACCACAAAAUCUGCCAUAUUGCAUUCAUUUUCUAUGUGUGCCUCACUGAAAUUAAUUUUGAAUCAAUUAAAAACUGGAAGGAGUCCCUCCACCCUCCUAAUCACUACAUGACCUGUGAAGAGAGCACUUAUCCCAACAAAAAGGAGGGGCAAAAGUAAAGGAUAAACAAAGACUUAGAAGGGAAAACUAUUUUAUUUGUCACAAUUUGAACACUUCAAUUUCGUCGUCAGACUGGCGAAUGUAUUUUUCACUUUGUCAAACCUGAACUUGACAGCCUCAUGAAUGCAGUGUUUUUCUUGCUUUGAUUGAAACUGGUUGAAUCUGUGUAUUUUUACAUAUUUUGUUAUAUUCUUGUUUUGGAAUGUUGCAUUCAAUUCAUUAAUGUUCACCUUUCACUCUCAUAUUGUGAUAACUAUUGCUCAUUGUGCCUUUGAUAUUUCAAAAGAUCAUCAUAUUAUAGUGAAAUUUGUAAAAUCAUAUACAAUUUGCAUAUA
Strongylocentrotus purpuratus (purple sea urchin) is the source of this 3465-nucleotide messenger RNA. RefSeq names its product protein fem-1 homolog C-like. The coding region runs from base 140 to 1078 and encodes 312 amino acids. Gene Ontology annotation, molecular function: protein binding. The transcript has 2 exons. The record is from RefSeq and is a predicted model, not a curated record. Lineage: Eukaryota; Metazoa; Echinodermata; Echinoidea; Camarodonta; Strongylocentrotidae.